Messenger RNA from Emiliania huxleyi CCMP1516, 1242 nucleotides. RefSeq lists its product as hypothetical. Gene Ontology annotation, biological process: transmembrane transport. Gene Ontology annotation, cellular component: membrane. The transcript has a single exon. The record is from RefSeq and is a predicted model, not a curated record. Gene Ontology annotation, molecular function: xenobiotic transmembrane transporter activity; antiporter activity. The annotation marks the transcript as partial. NCBI's taxonomy places the organism in Eukaryota, Haptophyta, Isochrysidales, Noelaerhabdaceae.
CUCGACGCGCUUGCGCUCGCCCGCUGCUACUUCAACAUCGUCUGCAUGGCUCCGGGCUUUGGGUACAUCUCGGCGCUGCGCACGGUCUGCCCGCAGGCGGUCGGCGCAGGCAAGCCGUGUUCGCUUCACUACCAGCGCGCUCUCAUUCUCAUCAUGGUCGGAUUCCUGCCGGCCCUUCCAUGCCUCCUGUGGUCGGAGCAGGUCAUGGUUGCCGCUGGCCAGCCGCCGGACCUAGCGGCUCGCGCUGCGCCGUACGCGCUGCGCCUCGCGCCGUCGUACUUCGGCGUCGUCGGCAUGUCGGCGACCCAACGCAUCUUUCAGGCGCACGGCUAUAACUGGGCCAACCUCGCAAUCACCCUCGCCGUCUGCGCCCUCGCGCCGGGGCUGCAGUGGCUGCUCGUCCACCGACUGGGCCUCGGCUACUUGGGCGCAGCGUGGGCGCAGAGCCUGUACAACUCGCUCUACCCGCUCGCCCAGGUGCCGUACCUCGUGUGGCGUGGGCACGGGCGCUGUUUCGUCCCUCAGCCGCCGAGCCAGCUGCUCCGGCGCUCGGCGCUCGUCGAGCACCUCAAGCUGGUGGCGGCCGGCUUCUGGAUGGUUGUCCUCGAAUGGUGGGUCUGCGAGGCCAUCGUGAUGCUCUCUGGCCUCCUCGCGCACCCGGUCGCUUGCAUCGGCGCCUCGACUGUGGUCGCAAACCUGCAGGCUCUCGGCUGCAUGGGAUGGAUCGGCGUCGCCGUCGCCGCGUCGACGACGGUGGGACAGUACGUGGGCGCGGGCAGUGUCCACCUCGCCCGCCGCGCCGCAGCGCUCUCGCUCGUGAUCGGUUGUGCCUUGGCGGCGACGGCGGCGGCGUCGCUGGUGGCGGGUGCCACGCCAAUCGCGGGACUCUUCACUACCGACGGCGCCAUCUCGGAUCUCACCGCCGCGCUCAUGCCGCUUCUCGGCGGAGUGGUGCUCGUCGACGCGGCCAACAACGCCCUCGGCGGCGUCUGCUCGGGCCUGGGACUGCAACGCUGGUCGGCCGCGGGACAGCUGGUCGGCUAUUACCUGGUCGGGAUGCCAGCGGGGUGCGCGCUCGCUUUCGGCGCCGCCCACCGCGCAGAGCGGGGCAUCUUCUUCCUGUGGGGCGGCGUCGGGCUCUCCAUGCUGACGGCAGCCGCCGUGCAAGCCACCGCCAUCCUGAGGCUCGACUGGAGCGUGGCUGCACGAACUGCCGCGAGGCGGCUCGCCAAGGACGAAGAC